AUGAUGGUGAUGAUGGAGGCUCAGUCUUGUAUUCUUCUUACUAUUAUUAUGGUGAUUUCUUUAACAAUUGUUUCUGCAAACAACGGAGUAUUUAGCGUCAAAUACAAAUAUGCUGGACGUCAACGUUCUCUCAGUGACCUAAAAGCGCACGACGAUCAACGACAGCUCCGUAUUCUCACCGGCGUCGAUCUUCCCCUCGGCGGCACCGGUCGUCCCGAUACCCUCGGGCUAUAUUAUGCUAAGAUAGGGAUUGGAACUCCGUCGAAGGACUACUAUGUACAAGUGGAUACAGGAAGUGAUAUUAUGUGGGUUAAUUGUAUUCAAUGCAGAGAAUGCCCUCGAACUAGCUCCCUUGGUAUAGAUCUUACUUUAUAUAAUAUAAAGGACUCGGACACUGGGAAGUUGGUUCCUUGUGAUCAAGAGUUUUGCUAUGAGAUAAAUGGGGGUCCGUUAUCUGGCUGCAUAGCCAAUAUGUCUUGUCCGUAUCUUGAGAUUUAUGGAGAUGGGAGUUCCACUGCUGGUUAUUUUGUCAAGGACGUUGUGCAGUAUGCUAGAGUUUCUGGUGAUCUCAAAACUACUGCAGCAAAUGGAAGUGUUAUAUUCGGGUGUGGUGCUAGACAAUCAGGAGAUCUAGGGUCAUCUAAUGAAGAAGCACUUGAUGGGAUACUUGGUUUUGGAAAAUCAAAUUCAUCGAUGAUUUCACAACUGGCAGCAACUGGAAAAGUGGAGAAGAUAUUUGCUCACUGCUUAGAUGGUACAAAUGGAGGUGGAAUAUUUGCCAUUGGCCAUGUUGUGCAACCAAAAGUUAACAUGACUCCUUUGAUACCAAACCAGCCCCAUUACAAUGUCAAUAUGACGGCAGUUCAAGUUGGUCGUGAUUUCCUAAAACUUCCAACAGAUGUAUUUGAGGCAGGGGACAGAAAGGGUGCUAUAAUAGACAGUGGUACAACCUUAGCUUAUCUUCCAGAAAUGGUUUAUGAGCUGUUAGUGAGUAAGAUAAUCUCUCAGCAACCUGAUCUGAAAGUUCAUACUGUUCAUGAUGAAUAUAAAUGUUUCCAGUACUCUGGGAGGUAUAGUAUCCAAAAUGACAGAUCAAGGGCUUUUGGUGAGAAUCUGCUAACACAUUGCAUACACAGAAGGCUGGGAGAUAAUUUGUUUUCAAAAAAGAAAAACAAGUAUUCUGAAGCCAAAUGCUCUUGGACAGGCAGUGGAAUUGCGUCUGGAAUACCUCUGACCAUACUUAGGCCAGUGGACUAUAAGUUUUUAACCACCUCUCAUCUGUAUGGAUCAUUAAAGCAUCUGUCAUCGUCCAUGUGUGGUUGCUAUAUUGUUCUUCGUUUAUUGAACCUGGCUUCUGCCUUUUGCGAGGACAAAAGUGGGGUAGAAAAGUCAUACUCAAUCACUGAACUUCCAAGUCUUACAGAAAGUGUCACAAACAUUCUUCCAAAUCCUACUCUUCUAGGGACAUCCAAGUUAUCGGCGUAG
This is a messenger RNA of Dovyalis caffra, 1485 nucleotides long. Lineage: Eukaryota; Viridiplantae; Streptophyta; Magnoliopsida; Malpighiales; Salicaceae. The record is from the annotation of a GenBank genome assembly.